AUGACCGAACUUGAACUUCGAUCUACCCAUGAUGACGUCCACAGUCAAGCUCAACCUCAACUGUGGGGAAAACAAAUACAAGAAGCACCUCAAUGCAUUACACUCAUGGCUAAGUGUAAGCUUCUUUUGUCCAAAGCCUCAAUGGAAGGCCUUGAGGUGUCACCCAAUGGACCUGAACAAGAGCCACUUCUAGUUGUGAUGGGGCGUUUCUGUCGUAUGGGCGAGUCAACGUUCAGAUCAACCGCAACACGCAUGAAGGCAGUGGGCCGCCUUACCCAUGACAUGUGGAAGCUUGACGGCACACUUGAUUCGGUCACGAAACAUAUCAAUAUGAAGCCGUGCAGAAUGAGAGAUUUGCGUUUGCAGUCUCAUAUGAAGUCAGGGCUGUCUAAAAUAGGCCAAUCUGUCUCAGAAAUCUCCGCUGUGAAAGAUGAGUUCUCGGAAUGGAGGAGAACAACAAAUAACUUAUUAGACUGUCUAAAAAAUAAGACUUUCUCUGGGCGAGCUAGCCCCUUUGUUCUUGCGUCGGUCAUAGCGUCCACAAUCUCUGAUUCCCCUCUGGGGUCUAUUGUGCGACUCGGUUCACAGUGGUGGCUGGGGACGACGAUCAGAAGACUGAAGCAGCAAAUAAGUACUCUUAACACAGUACUGGUCGAGAGCCGGAGUGAGAACGAGUCUUUGACAAAAAUGAUUGACAUUCUAAAAAUCACUUUAGAGGAUCUUGAUAAACUCCAACGGGAGAUCUCAAAAUUUAUGGAUUUCUUGAUUAGUAUACAGGAUAUUGUGGCUGAGGUUAAAGACGGCGAUGACCGUGUCUUGAUAAAGGACCUUACGGCGAAAGACAUUGACGACAUGAAUGACGACCCACAGUUAAAGAAAGAUUAUCUUCGAGAUGUUUCUCUCAUGAAAGAGAGACUUUCUAUCGCAUCCAGGGCAACUGGACUAUACACCGAGCUUUCAGAUAAGUUCAUACUUCCUGCCAUCGACUGGGUGGGGACAUUGUCCACUCUCAACUUGUCCGAUGAGGCUUAUGGAGAAAUGGAGCUUCAAAUCAGUGCCAAACGACUGGAGUUGUCAGAAGGAGCUGAGCAGUUGGUUACGAAGCGGGUUGCUGAAAUUGGCAUUGAACUCAAGGCCCGCUGUCCCCAGGCAGCUGUUACUGAACUCGCGGACGAUGAUUCAGAGGAAUUCGAAGAACGUGUUAACACCCAAGUCUGA
Fusarium proliferatum ET1 is the source of this 1218-nucleotide messenger RNA. RefSeq lists its product as uncharacterized. The record is from RefSeq and is a predicted model, not a curated record. Bases 1 to 1218 code for a protein of 405 amino acids. The transcript is spliced from 7 exons. Lineage: Eukaryota; Fungi; Ascomycota; Sordariomycetes; Hypocreales; Nectriaceae.